GACAUUUUGUCAUUGUCAAUCUUCGGAUUGUCGUUGACGUUGCCUCUAGUUGAUGUCGUAAUUUUGUCUAAACAUUCAAUUAAUUCACUUAUUUAAAUCUAUUAAUAGUUCAAGUUCAUUGUGAUAUUACCUUAUAAUGGGUAUAAAAGAAGCUAAUAUUUAUUUAGAUAAUCAAUGGAACACGUAUUACGCUGGGCAAACCAUCAAUGGAAGAAUAGAAUAUGUGUUUGAUAGUCCUAAAAAAGUCCGAGGUAUCCAUGUCAAGUUUAAAGGAGAGGCUCAUACAGAAUGGUGUGAAAGUAGAAAUCAAGAAACUUCCGAUGGGAAGACAGAAUCGACUGAUACCAUGCACACCGGGCACGAGGAGUACUUCCAAGUGUCAUACUAUUUGCUGGGAAGCAACUCAGGAAACGAAAUAGAAAUCCCGGCUGGUAAGCAAGUGUAUAACUUCACUUGUGCCUUACCUCCUGUUUUACCUUCAUCCUUCGAGGGUCAGUAUGGGUAUGUCAGGUAUACAGUCAAAGUGACCCUGGACCGGCCCUGGAAGUUUGACCAAGAGACAAAGAUGGCAUUUACUGUGAUCAAUGCAUUUGAUUUGAAUCUCAACCCUUCUUAUAAGGAACCAAUCCACAUUCAACUAGAGAAGACAUUCUGUUGCUUCUGUUGCGCCUCCCCUCCACUGUCAGUUGAUGUGCAAGCUCCGGUGUCAGGCUAUGUGCCCGGACAGAAGAUACCUAUAAGAGUAGAGGUAGACAACAAGAGUAAUGUCCAACUGCAUCUCGUCAAGGUUUUCUUGAGAAAGGUGGUAACAUACAGAGCCACAUCACCUACAAAUCAGACGAAGAAGAUCAAAGAUGUAGUCCUGACGAUACAAGAAGGGCCGGCGCCCGCAGGAACAACGAAGAGUUGGGACCUAACUAUGGAAGUGCCGCCCAUACCGCCGUCCGAUCUAGUCAACUGUAACAUCAUUGAUUUAGACUACGAUUUCAAGGUGGAAUGUGUAGUAUCGGGUAUGCAUUUGAACAUGAGUGGCAAGAAAUAUAUCGCCAUCGGAACUGUACCGUUGGUCGGUAUGGUGGGUCAAGUGGCGCCCUCUGCACCACCACCAAACAACGCAGAAACCGGAGAGACAAGUCCAGGCUCGCCUAGUCAACCGGCUGUGCUGCCCGUCAGUCCCGGACAGCCUAUGGUGCCAUCAGCGCCAGGCGGUGACGCAGCUCCUGGAGGCUGGGUGAUGCCCGGAGCGCAGCCCGUGCAGCCGCCAUACCAAACAUUGUACCCGACUUUAACUACACCAGUUUACAAAGAAUCUCCAUACCAAGCGCGCACAAUUCAGGAGCGGGGAGAAUCCAACCACAUGUUGAUUAGAGGUCCGAAUAACUUCGCUCCGUACUAUCCUACUUACGCUGCCGUCCAGCCGCCGCCAUUACCUCAGUAAAAAAGAUCUGAUUGCAAUCUUUUAACGUGCAUUUUAUAAACAUUUAAUAUUAAAUUGAGAUGUUUUCUUGUAGAAAAAAAAAUUAUUGCUUUAAAAUACUCGAAAAUAAUCUCUCUUUCUAAAUUGUAUUGAUGAUAUGAAGUAUUACUCAAGUAUUGUAAUUUUUUAAAAAUAUUAGUGGAGGUAAAAGUAUGUGACAAUACAAAAUAUUGUACAAAAUUGAUAGAAUAUUGUCGCAUUUAGAUAAUGUUUGGUUUGUAUUGAAUUUGGCUAGUUGAAAACAUCUCAAUUGUAAGCAACAUUUACAAAUAUUUAUAGAAGUAAUUAUAUUCUUAAUUUUAAGCUUUUAAUCGCCUUUUGGCAUUGUCAGUGUAGUUAGGUUGUGAUACUAACGUUGAUGUUACGGAAUAAAGAACGCUAUAUUGCCACGCGUAAGGUUCAAUUUGCAAUUUGAUGAUACUUAAAUUGGCUUUAUAUGUGCAAAAACAUUGGCUUAGCAUUCGGUGUCUCGUGGUAGAAAAGCGGUAGGUAUGCUUGUACUAAAAUUAAUUCGAACCUUUAUGCAGUUUUGAAGUAAUUUUUUUGCAUCAAUAAUUGCAAAACGAAAUUGUUUUUAAUGUUUUUGAUUGGAAUGUUCUGGACUGAAAAGACAAAGUAUUAAAAAAGUCGAAAUUAAUCUUAAGGUGUAAGAUUUAAGUGUAAUCAGUAAUCGCACAAUUUUUCUUUUAUAUGAGUAUUUAAUGCUACCUUUUUGGGUAAUAACUUAAUAAGAAAUAAAUAUCCGAAUGCAACUCCACAAUUUAGAUUAGUAUUCGUAAUAAAAGAACUUCGAUAGUAGAAUUUUAAUAUGAGAGCUUAACGCAUCGAAAAUAUAUUUGUAAUAUAACGAAAUAGGCAGCUUUUCAUUGAUGUCAUUGUUAAUCAAGGUCUAAAAGUAUCAUUCCGCAAAUUCUGUUUCCGAACCGGCCUAUAAAAAGCUUUAAGACAGUGCCAACUUGACAAUAUUUUGCGUUCAAAAUGAAUCUUAUAAACAUAUUUUAUGUAUAAGUUAUAAAGCACAUUGUAUAUGAUAUUGUUUUGUAAUCUCGUUUUUAUUUUCAAAGUUUAAUUUUGUUAACAAUAAGAUAAUUUAUAUACGUAUCAAAUGGUAUAUUUAUCUGUAGGUUGGUCGCAUUUUGUAUUCCUCUAUUAACCAUAAAAGAAUUGAGAUAUUGAUAUUAUUGGUUAUGUAACAAUAACGAUAUUGUUUUUACAAAUAAAAUUGCAUUAUGUUUAUGA
This is a messenger RNA of Spodoptera frugiperda (fall armyworm), 2716 nucleotides long. RefSeq names its product arrestin domain-containing protein 17. Gene Ontology annotation, biological process: protein transport. The transcript has 8 exons. The record is from RefSeq and is a predicted model, not a curated record. Gene Ontology annotation, cellular component: cytoplasm. Bases 137 to 1438 code for a protein of 433 amino acids. Lineage: Eukaryota; Metazoa; Arthropoda; Insecta; Lepidoptera; Noctuidae.